AUGUUGAAGAAACUAUGUGCACUUCUGAUACUUUUGAGUUGUGCUGACUGUGAAGAAUCAAUGUUUUUCGUACCUGAUCCGCCGAAUUUCCGUAACGUCUUCAUGCGAAUGAUAGAUUCUAAUGAGUAUUGCUCGUUCACGGCAUUCGCUCGCGAUCCUGUAAUGGAAGUGGCGUUUUCAGACAGAUUUCCAAAUUGCACAUCAAUUGCACAAGUGCGCAUUUUCAUGCACGCCUUCGCUCCAGAGGUUAUCCUAUCCCGGAUUGAAAAUUUCCAAUAUAUGUAUGAUGUCGAGUUGUAUAUCGAAAAUGUGAGAGUGAAAAAGCUCGAUUUCUCAUGGCUCCAAAAAAUGACCAAUGUCCAUUUGGUGAUCGCGCACAAUAAGUGGCUGGAGGAGAUUUCCAUUCCCCCAAAAGCAUUGAAGAACGGAAAAGGGAAUGUUAUCGAAAUUUACGACAAUCCAUUAUUGAAAAUUGAUGAUUCCUCUCUACCCGAAAAUGGUAAACCGCAUCAGAACACAUAUUUCACUUAUACUGAUGUUAUGAAUCGAUUCGUCGGAUUUUGGUGUCAAUACAAGUCGGGCACCUCUUAUACGGCUACCUACUUUGAUCCGGAUCCGGACUUGAUCAAAUGCCAGUAUCUCUACGACGUCAGAAUCUAUUUUUCGAAUUGGAAUACCGACGAGAUCCAUAAUUUUUUAUCGAACUUGCGAGCGGUUACCAUGGUGACGAUGAUCAUCCAUCGUCCCAAGCUUGAAUCGAUCGACAUGACCCAGCUGCGUAUCGCCGAAAACUUUGAAAUCCACAUUGUGGAAAAUGAACAAUUGGUCAACGUUUACUUUUCCGAAGAGCUGAUGAGAACGCCGAAGUACGCGGCGUCGAUAAGUUUGCCGCAUCUUCUCGACGCGCUCAUCUCAAUCAUCACAAUUUUAGAGAUUUUCUCCUCGAACAACAAUAAGUUGUCAACGGAAACGUACCAGGCGUUUCAACGGAUUUGCUAUUCGAAAUGUGAAAUAUUUAAAGAGUAUGGUUUCGUUCAUCAGACGGAACAAUCGACGACGGUAACGACACGGGCGAGUGUUGUGUGCACGUCGACGCCAUCGACGACAACGACCACGAGGAAGCCGACGAAUACCAGCGAGGAGGAGUCCGAGAUGAACAGGAUCGCGAUGCACUCACGUCUUGUUUCAAUUCUUCAAAUCCCACCACUUCUGUUGAUCAUCAUUUUUCUCGAUUUCAAAUAA
Molecule: messenger RNA, 1242 nt
Organism: Caenorhabditis bovis
Lineage: Eukaryota; Metazoa; Nematoda; Chromadorea; Rhabditida; Rhabditidae
Source: the annotation of a GenBank genome assembly